AUGUCAAUCCGAAUUCCCCACGGUUUGGCCCAACAUUGGCCCGAUUUUAUUGUGAAAGCGAUCGCCAGCGUCGCGGUGACGGCUCACAUGUACAGUGUGCUCUCGUUUCCAAUUUUCUUCGUCUAUCGCCUGUUUAUCCUCACGAACAAUGUCGCCUACGGUCAUUAUUUCAAUAAACGAAACAUGCUUUUCACCUUUGUCGUCAUUUUCCUCAUGUCCGCCAUGGAGGGAUCGUUUUUCUUCUUCGCAAAUGUCGAUUAUGAGUCACUUUUCGAAAAACUCAACCGCACAUCAAACGCUUUGGAUCAAUUCAAAGAGCAACCAGUCACCCAUUUGCAAGUCCUCUACACGACCACCCAGAAUCCGGCUGUAAGAUCUCAAAACGGCGCUGUGAUGGGCGUGAACGGUCAAAUGCAAACGGUGAACGACAUCGCCAUGCAAGAGGCUGUCAAGAGUUUGCAGAAACGAGUCACCAUUUUCGGCGACGAUUUCAGCCGAAAUCCGAUUGUGACGCUUUUCCUUGCGAUCGCAUUGGGCGGUCAUCUUUUGGCCUACAUCGUCGUCCUUCUCUGCGCCCAUUUGAUGCUCAAAGCUCUGCAGCGAAAAUCGGGCCAAAUCUCAUUCCAAGCCCGCAUGUCGCACGAGGUGCUCGUGCAUGCGAUUUUCGCCGAAGCUUUCAUCCCGUUAACCUUCACGGUGCCGAUUUUGGCCAACUCGAUUCUUUGUUUCAUCUACACGGACAGCCUCGCCUGGCAAGAGUUUUUGCCGGAGUAUCUAAUCGCGAUCGUCCCAUUGUUGACACCGAUCCUCUCCAUUCUUUUCAUCAAACCCUAUCGACAUGUGGCGCUCAACUAUUUGACUUUUGGUCUACGCGAGAAGCAGUUCAACUCAUUUGACUCUCCAGGAACAUUCAAGCUAGUUUUCACCACCAACUUCUUGCGCUUGGUUUUUGGUACUAGUUCUGGCUCUACAUUUCUCAAAAGACCGACGAUAUUGCCGAAAGUUUUCACUUUACCGCAU
Mesorhabditis belari is the source of this 1020-nucleotide messenger RNA. Lineage: Eukaryota; Metazoa; Nematoda; Chromadorea; Rhabditida; Rhabditidae. The record is from the annotation of a GenBank genome assembly.